GAGACAGUCAUAGAGUGCAGUGGCAGUGCAUGAAGGGGAUUUGGGCUCAGAGUGCCCGGGCAAGGCGGGCAGGGUGUGUGGGUCAGAUUGCCAAGUUUAGGGUCAGAGUGCCCGGCAGUGCUUGUGGGUCAGAGUGCCCAGUUUGGGGUCAGAGUGCCCGGCAGUGCAUGUGGGUCAGAGUGCCCAGUUUGGGGUCAGAGUGCCCGGCAGUGCUUGUGGGUCAGAGAGCCUAGUUUGGGGUCAGAGUGCCCGGCAGUGCUUGUGGGUCAGAGUGUCCAGUUUGGGGUGUUUACAUUGCACAGACAUGUUGGUGAUGCUGGCUGCCUGGAUUCUGUGGGGGAGCCUGGAAAUAUCAGAGAGUACACCGACGGCGCAUGAGAUCAGCCAAGGAGUGGACUGGCUAACGCGCUAUGGCUACUUACCUCCACCGGACCCAUACUCUGCCCAGCAGCAGACAUUAGAUGGCUACAGGAAUGCUUUGAGAAUUAUGCAAAAGUUUGCAGGUCUACCGGAAACUGGGGAACUAGAUGACAAGACGUAUGAUAUGAUGAAGAAACCUCGGUGCUCGCUUCCUGACGUUAUUAUGGCGUCUGAUAUUCCACGGCGUCGCAGGAAAAGAUACGCCUUCACUGGGACUUCGUGGCAGAAAAGAGAGCUGACAUGGAGGGUAGAAAGUUUUCCAGACACAUUGACGCAAGAUACUACAAGAACUCUGAUUGACAGCGCCCUGUAUGCUUGGAGCAGGGAGACACAGCUCAGAUUUACUGAGACAGGUGGGGAGGCCGAUCUGCGUGUGGCUUUCUUGGGAGGCUCCCAUGGAGAUGGAUAUCCAUUUGAUGGCCCAGGAGGAACCCUAGGACAUGCUUUUUUUCCAGGAGUGGGGCCCAGUUCUGGAGAUGCCCACAUGGAUGCUGAUGAGCAUUGGACGUACAAUGCAGGUGACAAGGGCACAGAUCUCUUUGCUGUUGCGGUUCAUGAGUUUGGACAUUCGUUGGGGCUGUCUCAUUCUUCUGCUCAGGAGUCCAUAAUGAAACCAUAUUAUCAGGGUACAGUGGGCGACCACCGCCGUUAUAGACUCCCACAAGACGAUGUUGAGGCAAUCCAGAUUCUGUAUGAUUCCUAUCCAGGGGCUCCAUCUCUGCCAAGGCCAACUCAACACACAAUUCCCUCACAAGGUCCAACCUACAGGCCUCGCCAUCCUUUCCUAAAUCGCUGUUCUACCAACUUCGAUGCCAUUGCCAAUAUUAGAGGAGAGGUGUUCUUCUUCAAAAAUAAAUAUUUCUGGCGAGUACAGGCUUCCGGACAGUUAAUCUCCCUCUCGCCCGCACACAUCAGUCGUUUUUGGCUGGGGUUGCCACACGACCUUGACAGACUGGAUGCAGUGUAUGAACGAGCCAACGACAGCAGAAUUGUGUUCAUUGCAGGAAGCUCAUACUGGGUGUUCCAAGACACCAAAGCCCUUCCUGGGUAUCCACGCCCAAUCUCAGAUUUUGGACUGGGUGCAGAUGGAAUCGAUGGGGUUUUCGUCUGGACUCAUAACCGCAAAACAUACUUCUUCCGGGGACACAAAUUCUGGAGAUUUGAUGAUGAUAAAAGACACCCAGACCCUGGUUAUCCACUUGACAUAAGACUGUGGCAGGGACUAUCCUCAGAAGUGGAUGAUGUCAUCAGUGGAGAAAAUGGCAGCACCUAUUUCUUUAAAGGCUCUCAGUACUGGAAGUUCCAGGAUGGAAAGAUGGAGGCUGAGCCUGGAUACCCUCGGAGUACUGCACUGUACUGGAUGUACUGCCCUUCUACAACUCAGCCAAAACCCACCGAAAUCUCAGAGGGACGGGACCAGAGAGACUGCAACUGUAACUGCCCUAUUGAAAGGAAUUCUGCAUUUACGAUUUGCAGAGGUGGGGUCACAUGGCUACCUAUGCUACUGUUGGUAUUUCUGCAUUGAGGACAAUAUUAUAUAGCCUGGCCCACAACUUUCAAUUCCUCCUUCCAAAUCAAGAUUGUACAUAAUACAGUUAAAGAAAGUAAAUAAGACAAUCAUUAAACAAAGGACAAACUGAGUGCAUCUCACUUUUCACAAAACCUCAACAAAUCCGGCUAGAAAUUGUGUUAUGGGCCCUCUUGCCCGAUCUUUUAUUGACAGAAUUCUUGCUGUACAGAUUACAAAAAAAAAAAAAAAAAAGGUGGGGGGAGAAAUAAAA
Molecule: messenger RNA, 2201 nt
Organism: Pelobates fuscus (common spadefoot toad)
Lineage: Eukaryota; Metazoa; Chordata; Amphibia; Anura; Pelobatidae
Gene: MMP25
Product: matrix metallopeptidase 25
Exons: 10
Coding region: 305-1945 (546 amino acids)
Biological process (GO): proteolysis; extracellular matrix organization; collagen catabolic process
Cellular component (GO): extracellular matrix
Molecular function (GO): metalloendopeptidase activity; zinc ion binding
Source: RefSeq, a predicted model, not a curated record